AUGCUGUCGAAGGCAUACACAGGCGCCCUGGUGCAGGAACUAAGAGCGGCAUUAAGAGAAGAACUGGCAGGCCUGCGCACAGACCUGUCAGCACUGGAGCAGAGAGUAGACGAAAUGGAAACUAAUGCUCAAAGCUGCGAGGAGCAACACAGGGCCACAGAGGUAGCUGUUACCAGGCAAGGUAACAUGCUCAUUACCCUCCGCAGACAGGUGGAGGACCUGGAGAACAGGAGCAGGCGUAACAAUAUACGGAUACCACGGACUGUCAGAAACGGAAACUGA
Molecule: messenger RNA, 282 nt
Organism: Pelobates cultripes (western spadefoot toad)
Lineage: Eukaryota; Metazoa; Chordata; Amphibia; Anura; Pelobatidae
Source: the annotation of a GenBank genome assembly